AUGUUGUUGUCGAGAUUGCUCCAGAGCAGCUUCUCUUUUAGAACAACGUCCAGCACUGAACGCCACACCUUCUCGAUCUCUUCGCUUGGAAUGCGGAUCACCACUCGACCACUGUUGUACAGAAGCGGCUCUUUCCUGUAUCGUGGAGAAAGCCCAAACUUGAAGAAAUGGACCCUUGACUCCCCGGUAGUUUCUGGUGGUUCUGUCGACAGCAACAGCUCGUCGCAGCUGUCAAGAAUCUUUAAUAGCUGUUUGGUCUUCCACACCUUAUCAAUGACCCGGUUCCGCAACUUGCCCCCAUCCUCGUCUUUUUUGGAAGCAAACUCGCCCCAAACGUUCCAGACCGAGUUCAGGUGCAGCUUGUUGGGUUUCUGCACCUCGAACGCCUCGAACUGCGUGCUGGACUCGGACUCGACGCCGAAAUUGGUCAUGAUCUUUGAACUGGCCGGGAAAACGGUCACGUUCGCCAGGUUGGGCGAGUCCGGUCUUCUAUUGAUGUUGUUUAUAGUGUCGUUCAGUCUCAACGACCGGAAAUUGAAGUUGGGCAACGGGUCCACCUGGUCACGGUAUAACGACCCUGUUUCGAGCUUAUCGUGGGCUUUGGCUUUGUCCUUUUUGCUAAAUAGUCGCGACAACGACCGACGAAGUCCCUUUUUCUCCUGUUUUGUCUCCUGCACCACGAGAUUCUCCUCGUUACCCUCGUUUGCAAACUCCUGCUCAAACAUCUGCUGGAUCGGCAGCGGCUUGUCCGAAACCUUCUGCUCCUGCUUGUUGUCUGGCCGCUUGAUCGUCAGAUAG
Ogataea philodendri is the source of this 798-nucleotide messenger RNA. RefSeq lists its product as uncharacterized. NCBI's taxonomy places the organism in Eukaryota, Fungi, Ascomycota, Pichiomycetes, Pichiales, Pichiaceae. The record is from RefSeq and is a predicted model, not a curated record. The coding region runs from base 1 to 798 and encodes 265 amino acids. The transcript has a single exon.